Molecule: messenger RNA, 3425 nt
Organism: Pecten maximus
Lineage: Eukaryota; Metazoa; Mollusca; Bivalvia; Pectinida; Pectinidae
Exons: 18
Coding region: 311-2305 (664 amino acids)
Source: RefSeq, a predicted model, not a curated record
AAGUACGAUUCGUGAGGAAAUUCGUAAUGUAUGAUGAAUGACGAAGGAACUUUAAUUAUUGAUGUAGAGUCGUUGUUAGGGUAGCAAAUAUCUAAACAGCCAUAUCACGGCGGGGAAAUUACAAUAACAGACGGAGUGUUAGUGUUUAAUAGUUUAAUAUAUCGUUUGGGAUUCAGUACUGUUCUGGAUUAUAACGUGUUAUCACGUGAACGUUCUCACUUCUAUAAUAAAGUAGCUACACACCGAACAGAGUAUUCACAGUGGACUAACAGGGAAGGAAUAUCUAUGUGUAUAAGGUAUUUUACAGUAAAUGGGUUAUAGGGAAACACAACCUCCCUCCAUUAUGGGCGACAGUCGAAAAGGAUUUUAUGACAUAACUUUCGCGAAGAUGGCAUCUUCUGCUAGACGUAAAAAGAAACAUGUGCGCCCUGUGGUGAAGUUUCGACGGAUAGCUCGUCUGGCUGUUAUAUGUUGCAGACUAUGUCAAGAAAGCCGGGACAGUGUGAAUGCAUCAAAGGCGGAGUACCUGUCGGUCAUUCAGGUGUCCCAGGACUACGCCCAGCUGGAUAGAGGCGGACUGUUCUUCGACCCUAGUGAAUUCAAAGCCAACAAACAGAUACGCAUGCCACAAGAAGCCAAGCGAAUUUUGCAUGACAAUCCCCGUAAAAGAACAAAGAAGGAUAUUGAAUAUCUUCGUAUCGUUCUGAGAGGAAUCAAAGCCUUUGCUGAAUAUCCAAAGAAAAUGCAGCGACAACUCUGUCAUGUCGGCUGGUUUGAAUCGUACGAGCCGAGACGUGCAAUCAUUCGACAAGGGCACCGCCCCCAAUCAUUUUACUUCAUUCUUAAUGGAACAGUAAUCGUUACGGCAUUUGAUAAAGACAAUGGUGGUACCAAAUUAUUGGUUAGUCUGCACAGAGGCAUGUCAUUCGGGGAACUAGCUGUGAUCUCCCAGAGUAGGAGACAAGCCACAGUCAGCACACAGACUGCUACAGAGCUACUCUGUAUAUCAGGCGAGGAUUUUGAAGAUAUAUUUAUGGCGGGUGGUAAAAAGACUGUGACUGACUCCGAUCACAACACCUUCAUUAAGAAUAUUCGAUUUCUCAAGAACUGGCCUGUUCACCUGCUUGCCCAAAACCCGAAAGCAUGCAUGUUCCAUUAUUUCAACCGUGGUCAAGUGCUUGUCCGUGACAGUAACCAUUCGGAAUGGAUCUAUAUUGUAAAAUCAGGAAGCUUGUCAGUAUUAAAGAAGCUGAAGGAGGUACUGCCACAAACAGAAGAAGAGAUCAUGUCGUCACAUCCUAACAAUAAAAGAAAAAAGGAACGAAAACGACAACCAUACGGAACCUGGCAACGGCGAUCAUAUCAAAAGAGGCAGAGGAGUCUUACACUAUCUUCUAGGGGAUCUGAAUCGGGCUCCGCAGAAUCCAGGAAGGGAUGGGAGUCAGAACCUGAAGUGUACAAAUCCCAAUAUGAUAUGGAGAGGCGACUGGAACGGAGCCUUCCAGGUCUAAACAAUCCAAGUGAGAGAUUGGGCGUCCUUAAUUACGAUACCAUCAUUAACAAACAUAAGGCAAGGAUCACUGCCAGCAAGCGUUUGAAUGAAGAUGAAGACGAUUUCAGAUUACCUCCCUUACCUAAUGAUGACGCUCCGUCUAAGGAAAAUCAUGAGAAAGAUGAAGAGGACUCUGAAAUAAGUAGCCAAAAAGUGCGGCUACCAAAUAUACGGAAAACAUCAAAGGGAGCGUACCUGUCCUCUGGCAAGCCUAAUAGGAAAAUCAGCAGAAAGGAACAGGAACAAAAUAUUCAAGAGGAAAUUCAUAAAAGAGAGGAAGAAUUAUGGAGGAAAAAGGCAACACAGGAAGAAGGCAGAAAAACCAUAGCUGAGGAGUUCGACAACAAACCACUGACAGAUUAUAAACUCACGGAGGCUGAUCUUCACCCAAUGUUUAUUCUAGUCAAAGUCCUGGAAAGGGGACAAUACUUCGGUGUUCACAGUGUAAUCGGAACAGAGAAACAGACGUCAUUUAGCGUGGUCAGUAACGGUGCUGAAUGUAUAAUGAUCUCAAAGAAAUUUUUCAAGGAAAAAUCCACGGACGCCGUCAGACGAAAUCUUGAAGAAUGCGAAAGCCGGUUUCCCUCUGACGAGGCCCUGCAAAAAUCUCUCCAGAGCUAUGUUAACUGGCAGGCAGACAGGAAGAAAAUGUACCUCAGCGUCGUGAACGAUAAACAGAAAAGAAAAGAAAAACGACGCCAAUACUUGCCGCAAUACACUGGUCAAUAUUGCUUUCGAACAGGCCCUGUAUGAUUAGGUAAUUUGUUGUAAGCAGAAUUUUUAACCAAAGAUACGAAAGAUAAGUAUGAUUCAUUUUGAUAUAGACAGAAGUGUUAUAGAAGAACACAGCUUCGGAAUGUAAUACAGACAACAGUAAUUUAACAAUGACAUAGAGGUAAUUAAACGUGAAAAAUGGCCUGCUGGGCACUGGUCCGGAACUGGCUUCUAUUGAUUAAGUCACAGGACAAUAACGAAAAUGGGGCCAACUCGAACAAGGUCAAUGAAAAAGAAAUAAAUAAUGCUUGUUAUUUUGAAGGUGCUUCAGUACAUUGUUUUAUACAGUGACAUACACACUUACAUCGAAGUGACAGGUUAUUAAAGAAGUUCGUUCUUCGUAGACAAUCUAACGUUAUUGAAGAGAUAUAUCAUAUAGACAGAAGAGGUCAUGUCACUUAGUAGAUAAGAUUUAGGGAGAUAAAUGCAUUUAUAUUCACGAAAAUACCAACAAGUCAAAUCACAAGGGAUCAAGACAGAGGAAGAUAUCCCUAGAACAACAUAUGGAUUUGAAACACUAAAUACAUUGUAUAAUGUGGGACUUGAUAUGCAUGGAAACAAAAAUAAGUGCAUCCUGUAACGACCAGCAGAGAAUUACGUUGGUCUGAUAAUUGAUUCCGGAGAUGAAAAGUAGUAGAUUUGGUCUUAGGACAUUAUGUUUAGCAAUGUAUCCAGUGAUUAAACAAAACUUAAAUGUUAUAGCAGAAAUGUAGUAACUAAUACGAAUUGGGCAUACUCUGUGUUAUCUGUUGUACUUAACAUAUAUGAUAUUUGAACAUUACACAUUAGUAUGAUAUUGUGGUUCUCAAAAAUAAUAUGGAUAGUUCUCCCACAUUUGUAUGUACCGUCAAAGAGAUUUAGAAAAUAUACUUUUUUAUGAAAUCAUUUGGAUAAUUAUUUCCUUUGUCAUAUAUGUCAUAUAAAAUAACAAUGACGUCAGUCUUCGACACACAACAGACUGAGGGGCUGCCGUUGAUCAGUAUGUUACAUUUCAAUUUUGAUAUAAUUCAUGCAUAUUUGUCGAGGGUUACUUCACAGAUUAAAACGUCAGUUACGUUUGGUUGAUUUAAUACUACUUUAAUAUAAACAAUCGCUGGAC